UUUAUUGUUUUUUUUUUUUUGGUUUUGUGUGUGUGUGUGUGUGUGUUAGUGAACAUUGCAAUGUAAUAUAUUGACAUAUAUAUGCGAUAUAAAGUGUUUGAAGUCUUUUUGAAGUCUUUUUUAAGGUAUAAAUGACUGGUAAGAGUAAUAUGCAUGCAUAAGAGAUGCAUAAGACCUGCUUUAGUUUUUAAUACCAGAUUAUAAGAAAUUGAUCAUGAAUUUUAAAGUGAUUUAAUAGUUCAGAUUUGAUAUUUCCAGGUUUUCCAGGAUUUCAGAUUCUUGAUUUGGUCAAUUGCUUGAUAAUCUCUUAUUUUAUUUUAUUUAUGUAUUUAUUUCCUGUGCUAGUGAAUAUUGAAGUGUGAUAUGUUGACAUAUUAUUAUAUAUAUAUUUAUGCGAUAUAAAGCGUUUGAAGUCUUUCUGAAGUUUUUUUUUAAGGUAUAAAUGACUGGUAAGAAUAAUAUACAUGAUGUCAGCUCAAAACAUUUCUGUGCAAACUGCUAUUGAAUUUGUUUUUCGAGGCUUUGAUACGAUUCAGAGCCCUCUGGCUGUUGGAGUCGUCUUGCUGAUUCUGUAUUUGCUUGUUUUGCUGAGUAAUUUUGUGACUAUAUGUUUUAUAGUGAUGGAUAAGCGUCUGCACCAGCCGAUGUACCUGUUCGUGUGUAAUUUAGCCAUUGUAGAUCUAGUCUACUGUACGAGUGCAUGCCCGACUAUGAUAGGUAUCCUUAUAGUUGGUUAUAAAACCAUAUCUUAUGUACUUUGCCUUAUGCAGAUGUUUCUUUUCCAUUACAGUGGAUUGAUGGAAAUGUUGGCUAUAUCUGUCAUGGCGUUCGAUCGUUUCGUUGCUAUAAGCAGUCCUUUAAGGUAUCACUCCAUUCUGAGUAACUCACGCUGUAUUUUAAUCGCUAUUUCUCUCUGGGUUGUGGGUUCUGCAAUCAUGGCUGUGCUUCCUGCUACUAUUGCUCCUCUAAAAAUAUGUUAUUUUAAUGUAAAAUACAUGUUUUGUGAUUAUGCAACCGUCGCCCGAGCAACCUGUGUAGAUCCUGAACCCUAUUUUAAUCUCAUGUCCAUUAUGACAGCUGUUGUUUGCUUUGGAACACUGAGUUUCAUCUUCUUGUCGUAUCUAAAGAUCGUUAUCGUUGUCGUGAAAACGUCCUCAAAUACAGACAAGAAAAAAGCCUUCAACACCUGCGUGAGUCAUUUAAUAGUCAUAAUCUCCUUUUAUGCACCUUCUAUAACGCGAAUAGUCCUAACCAGGGUCGGUGUCUUGUUAACCAUAGAGGAGCGAAACGGGUUGAUGAUUCUGUCAAUUCUUGGACCCGCUUUGAUAAAUCCUUUUGUCUAUUGUUUAAAAACAAAGGAGAUCAGAAAUAAAAUAUUUAAAAUUGUCAAAAAGAUGUAACAAAGCAGCAAAACACUGUUUCCUUACUUCUUUACUGCCUCCAAAAUUGACCUUUUCUAUAUUGUUCUAUAUUUCAUUGUUUCAAAGUGCAAUAAAUCUUUUUUUUU
This is a messenger RNA of Astyanax mexicanus (Mexican tetra), 1507 nucleotides long. Its product is annotated as olfactory receptor 1M1-like. Lineage: Eukaryota; Metazoa; Chordata; Actinopteri; Characiformes; Acestrorhamphidae. The transcript has a single exon. Bases 465 to 1400 code for a protein of 311 amino acids. Gene Ontology annotation, cellular component: membrane. Gene Ontology annotation, molecular function: olfactory receptor activity; G protein-coupled receptor activity. Gene Ontology annotation, biological process: G protein-coupled receptor signaling pathway. The record is from RefSeq and is a predicted model, not a curated record.